Colletotrichum lupini is the source of this 534-nucleotide messenger RNA. RefSeq lists its product as uncharacterized. Lineage: Eukaryota; Fungi; Ascomycota; Sordariomycetes; Glomerellales; Glomerellaceae. The transcript has 5 exons. Bases 1 to 534 code for a protein of 177 amino acids. The record is from RefSeq and is a predicted model, not a curated record.
AUGGCCUGGCGUUUGGGCGUACAAAAUGAGAGGAGAUAUCAGCUCCGAUUUGAACCGUUAUUCAUUCAGCAGCUUCAUACCACAGCUGUGUUGAGCAAAGAUACAUCGAAAGCAUUUUCACCCCAUAGCAUGACUUACACAACAGCCCCGACACCGAGGCACAUCAAUGAAAAGAUUGGGCCUUUUGUCAGCGAUCAGCUUCUCAAAUCAGCACUCUACGUCAGGCAUAGAUUGUGGCUGUUCGCCCGAAAUGGGAACUUCAUUUUCUGCGGAUGCGUGCUCGACUUCACAGCACCAGUUCUCUCCAUUGAACCGAAUGGAACCGAUGGAAGAGGAAUUCUUUCAAAGAACAUGAACAAAUUACAACAGGCCACGCCCACGCUCACCCGAUCCGACUGCGCCUUAUACCACCACCAAGAAGUGACCGGGCCAAAGACUCCCGCCCAAGGAUGCAUAGGUAAUGCUGCCCUACCCGCGCGGAUUGCGUUCCCGUCAGCGCAUCGCGACGAGACGAACAAGGCCCGUCCCAUCUGA